Molecule: messenger RNA, 966 nt
Organism: Tachysurus vachellii
Lineage: Eukaryota; Metazoa; Chordata; Actinopteri; Siluriformes; Bagridae
Gene: tmem147
Product: transmembrane protein 147
Exons: 8
Coding region: 125-802 (225 amino acids)
Source: RefSeq, a predicted model, not a curated record
GUUGUUGAAGCCCGGAAUCUUUUCGGUGCUGAACCCGUGUCAAGAAGAAGAAGACGUUUCAUUAAGAAACAUCAACGUUUAUUCGGUCUAAAGGGUGUUUAUUUUAUAGUUCCUUCUUAAAACAAUGACUCUUUUUCAUUUUGGGAAUUGUUUUGCCUUGGCGUAUUUUCCUUACUUCAUAACCUACAAAUGCAGUGGAUUAUCAGAAUAUAAUGCAUUCUGGAGAUGUGUCCAAGCAGGGGCCACUUACCUCUUUGUACAACUAUGCAAAAUGCUGUUCCUUGCUACAUUUUUUCCCACCUGGGAAGGCGGUGCGGGUGUGUAUGACUUUGUCGGGGAAUUUAUGAAGGCCACAGUGGACAUGGCAGAUCUGUUAGGGCUUCAUCUGGUCAUGUCCAGAAACGCUGGGAAAGGAGAGUACAAAAUAAUGGUGGCUGCUAUGGGCUGGGCCACAGCUGAACUUGUUAUGUCAAGGUGUAUUCCUUUAUGGGUCGGAGCUCGAGGGAUCGAGUUCGAUUGGAAAUACAUCCAAAUGAGCUUCGAUUCCAACAUCAGUUUGGUUCACUACAUCGCCAUGGCUGCAGUAGUGUGGAUGUUCACGCGGUACGACCUGCCGAAAAGUUUCCGUUUACCGGUGACUGUGCUGCUGGGGCUCUGUGUGUACAAGGCAUUUUUAAUGGAGUUGUUUGUUCACUUGUUCCUCCUGGGCAGUUGGACGGCUCUGUUGGUAAAAGCGGUGUUAACGGGUGCCAUCUCCCUCUGCUCCCUUUUUCUUUUCAUCACACUCGUUCACAGCAGCUGAGGCUUUUCUUAUCUCUCCACACAUUCGGGUGUUUUGUUAGAAAACACGAGAGGUUCUGUCUGGUUUUUUUGACUGUCUGAGCCAGUGAGACGAUGUCAGAUGUCUCUUGUAUUUUUUUUUUUUAUUUGUCUUCAUAAUGAAUUAAAAUAUACAGAAAUAACUGA